Molecule: messenger RNA, 1560 nt
Organism: Megalops cyprinoides (Indo-Pacific tarpon)
Lineage: Eukaryota; Metazoa; Chordata; Actinopteri; Elopiformes; Megalopidae
Product: tubulin alpha-1C chain
Exons: 4
Coding region: 87-1436 (449 amino acids)
Biological process (GO): microtubule cytoskeleton organization; mitotic cell cycle
Cellular component (GO): microtubule; cytoplasm
Molecular function (GO): structural constituent of cytoskeleton; GTP binding
Source: RefSeq, a predicted model, not a curated record
AUAGACUCAUAAAGGUCUCUGCGUGAGAGUUAAACGUAAAGAACUUUUUCUUCUUUAUCUACAUCUUAAUUCAACUCGGCUUUAAAAUGCGUGAGUGCAUUUCUAUCCACGUGGGCCAGGCUGGUGUCCAGAUUGGCAAUGCCUGCUGGGAGCUCUACUGCCUGGAGCACGGGAUCCAGCCAGACGGGCAGAUGCCCAGUGACAAGACCAUUGGAGGAGGGGAUGACUCCUUCAACACCUUCUUCAGUGAGACUGGAGCUGGCAAACAUGUCCCCAGGGCUGUGUUUGUGGAUCUGGAGCCCACAGUCAUUGACGAGGUGCGCACUGGGACUUACCGCCAGCUUUUCCACCCUGAGCAGCUCAUCACUGGUAAGGAGGAUGCUGCCAACAACUACGCCCGUGGCCAUUACACCAUCGGGAAAGAAAUCAUUGACCUGGUUCUGGACAGGAUCCGCAAACUGGCUGACCAGUGCACAGGUCUCCAAGGCUUCCUGGUCUUCCACAGCUUUGGAGGUGGUACCGGUUCUGGUUUCACCUCCUUGCUGAUGGAACGCCUGUCUGUUGAUUACGGCAAGAAGUCCAAGCUGGAGUUCUCCAUCUACCCAGCUCCCCAGGUGUCCACAGCUGUGGUGGAGCCCUACAACUCCAUCCUGACCACCCACACCACCCUGGAGCACUCCGACUGUGCCUUCAUGGUCGACAACGAGGCCAUCUACGACAUCUGUCGUAGGAACCUCGAUAUUGAGCGCCCCACCUACACCAACCUCAACAGGUUGAUCAGUCAAAUUGUGUCCUCCAUCACAGCUUCCCUCCGAUUCGAUGGUGCCCUCAAUGUUGAUCUGACAGAGUUCCAGACCAACUUGGUGCCCUACCCUCGUAUCCACUUCCCUCUGGCCACAUAUGCUCCAGUCAUCUCUGCCGAGAAGGCUUAUCAUGAGCAGUUAACUGUGGCUGAGAUCACAAAUGCUUGCUUUGAGCCGGCCAAUCAGAUGGUCAAAUGUGACCCCCGUCAUGGCAAGUACAUGGCCUGCUGCCUGUUGUACCGUGGUGACGUGGUGCCGAAAGAUGUCAAUGCUGCCAUCGCCACCAUCAAGACCAAGCGCUCCAUCCAAUUUGUGGACUGGUGCCCAACUGGUUUCAAGGUUGGUAUCAACUACCAGCCCCCCACUGUGGUUCCAGGUGGAGACCUGGCCAAGGUUCAGAGGGCAGUGUGCAUGUUGAGCAACACCACUGCCGUUGCCGAGGCCUGGGCCCGCCUGGACCACAAAUUCGACCUGAUGUACGCCAAGCGUGCAUUUGUGCACUGGUACGUAGGUGAGGGUAUGGAGGAGGGAGAGUUUUCUGAGGCCAGGGAAGACAUGGCAGCCCUGGAGAAGGAUUAUGAGGAGGUGGGAGCUGACAGCAUGGAAGGAGAAGAUGAAGGAGAGGAAUACUAAAUGCUGCGUCUUAACACAGGUCACCAGAAACUGCCUUUCAAAAGCCUUUUUUUUCCUGUUUUGACCAAAAUUUUUCACUUUCACCCUUUUAUUCUGUCCCUGUGAAUCUUAACAUAUAUGUUUU